Prunus armeniaca (apricot) is the source of this 1113-nucleotide messenger RNA. The record is from the annotation of a GenBank genome assembly. NCBI's taxonomy places the organism in Eukaryota, Viridiplantae, Streptophyta, Magnoliopsida, Rosales, Rosaceae.
AUGGGGAAAGUUGCAGCACUACCUAUAGUAGGGAUGAUGAUGACUGAGUGUGCUGGAGCAGGGGUCAUAAUACUAAGCAAAGCAGCCAUGUCUACUGGCAUGAGCAACCUCAUCUUUGUCUUCUACUCCAACGCUCUUGCUUCCCUCAUCCUCCUCCCUACUUCUUUAGCCUUCCACAGAUCGCGUCCUCCUCUCACUUUCUCUGUCCUCUGUUGGUUCUUCUUGCUUGGUCUAAUUGGAUUCGUUGCGCAGUUUGUUGGGUAUGCUGGGAUUAAUUACAGCUCUCCUACUCUUGGCACGGCUAUGCUCAACCUCCUUCCUGCUUUUACCUUCAUACUGGCAGUCAUCUUCAGAAUGGAAACAGUUGACUGGAGAAGCUCCAGUACCCUAGCUAAAUCCUUGGGAACAAUGCUUUCAAUUUCAGGGGCAUUCAUUGUGACUCUUUACAAGGGCCCUGCACUUCUGUUGACAUCCUCAACUGAUAUAUUGUCUCAUAAACAACUUUUCUCACAACAGUCAAACUGGGUCAUUGGAGGAAUUCUCCUUUUGGUUUAUUGUGUGUUGGCUUCAUCAUCUUAUAUUAUACAGGCAUCAGUCAUAAAGAAAUACCCAGCAGAGCUAAUUAUGGUAUUUUAUUAUUGUUUCUUUGUGGCUAUUCAAGCUGUAGUAGUCUCUUUGAUUGUAGAAACAGACCUAAGUGCUUGGAGCUUGAAACCUAAAAUGAGGUUGAUCGCUGUUGUAUACUCGGCAGUUUUUGGCUCGACAUUUACGAUUGGUGUAACCACAUGGUGCCUUCAUAGGGCAGGGCCUGUUUUUAUAGCUAUGUUUAAGCCUUUGGGGAUUAUUGUUGCAGUUUCCAUUGGUGUUACUUUCGUUGGGGAUACUUUCUACCUUGGAAGUUUGGUAGGAGCAAUUGUAAUUGUCAUUGGUUUUUAUUCGGUGAUGUGGGGCAAAGCCAAUGAAGAGAAGAUGGAUGGUGGUGCUGAGACAAAGAGCUUGGCAACAAGCAACCAACGGGUUAUUGUGGAAUUGUUUGCUGAAGGCCAUGGAAAAUUGAGGAUAACUGGAAAACUCAUCCUUGCCAUCAGUUGUUAUACUCCAAUUCAGGCCUGA